Rhizoctonia solani is the source of this 1716-nucleotide messenger RNA. Its product is annotated as acyl-CoA dehydrogenase. Gene Ontology annotation, cellular component: mitochondrion. Gene Ontology annotation, biological process: medium-chain fatty acid catabolic process; fatty acid beta-oxidation. The transcript has 15 exons. The coding region runs from base 1 to 1716 and encodes 571 amino acids. Gene Ontology annotation, molecular function: protein heterodimerization activity; flavin adenine dinucleotide binding; medium-chain fatty acyl-CoA dehydrogenase activity. The record is from RefSeq and is a predicted model, not a curated record. NCBI's taxonomy places the organism in Eukaryota, Fungi, Basidiomycota, Agaricomycetes, Cantharellales, Ceratobasidiaceae.
AUGUCGAUGUCUGGCGCAGGCCCCUCGCAACCGGCGAACAUAGAAAACAGCAGCGGAAUCAUGCUAAUUGAUCCGCAUAAUCCGCACGCUCCACCCGAGGAGCCGCACAACAUCACGGAGCAGGAAGUGGGCGAGUAUCGAGAACAGGACAGGUACCUUCCGGUGCGUAUUCAGCAGGCCCCACUCCGUAUUCUCCCGCUCUCAACCCCGUGGUCUGUUCAGAUCGCUAAUGUUGCCCGAAUCAUGAAAGCCGCCAUACCGGAAAACGCCAAAAUUGCAAAGGAUGCAAAGGAAUGCCUCCAAGAUGAAGCCGCCGAAAAAUGUUUCAUGGAGAAACGGAAGACUAUCGGCGGAGAGGAUAUUCUCUAUGCCAUGACCAGCCUAGGCUUUGACGAUUACGAGGCCACCCUCAAGAUCUAUCUCGCCAAGUUGAGGCAGCACCAAGCCGCUGCUGCUCAAGGCGUUCAUCCCCCGGAUGAAGACCAUCACUCACACGAUGACGAAGAGUCGACCCGCCAAGUUGAGCGACCACCACUACGCCCUGCUAUGAACACCUCCAGAGCAUUUCCCAAGGUUUUAAGGCCUCUCUCCCUGGCUCAAUGCCGACGGAUGGCCACACAAGCACCGGGCCCUAGCGGAGUUGGAUUUGCCCUCUCUGAAGAACAGGCAGGAAUACAAGACCUGGCCAGGAAAUUUACACGAGAGAACAUUGUGCCUGUCGCAGCCCAGUACGAUCGAUCCAUGCAAUACCCUUGGCCGAUUAUCAAGAAAGCCCAUGGUGUUGGCUUGCUCAAUACACAUAUUCCCGAGGAGUAUGGGGGCCCUGGUCUGGGAUUGGUGGAGUGCGCGUUAAUUUCCGAAGAACUCGCUUAUGGAUGCACGGGGAUACAAACUGCGAUCGAAGCAAACGGACUGGCACAGGCUCCUCUCAUUGUCGCUGCGAGCGAAGAAAUCAAGAAAAAAUACCUCGGGCGAAUGACCGAGGCUCCGUUGGUAGCAGCGUAUGGUGUGACCGAGCCCGGGGCCGGUUCCGAUGUCGCCAAUAUCAGCACCAAAGCAGUCAAAAAAGGGGACAAGUGGAUCUUGAACGGAACGAAGAUGUGGAUCACGAAUGCAGGCCAUGCAAAUUGGUUUUUCGUCUUGGCGCGUACAGAUGGCUCGCAGCCGGCCUCGCGCGGAAUGACAGGAUUUGUGCGUUGCUCCGAUACAAGGAUGGUGACAUUCGAGGACGUCGAGGUACCAGAGGAGAACGUUAUUGGGGCUCCUGGAGAGGGAUUCAAAAUUGCUAUGAAGGCCUUUGAUAUCACUCGUCCUUUGGUUGCUUCUGCAGCAGUUGGGCUGGCUCAACGAGCCUUGGAAGAGGCAACACAAUACGCCCAAACCCGCAAGACGAUGGGUGUGCCGAUCAUUCAACACCAGGCGGUGGCCUUUAUGUUGGCUGAUAUGGCGAUCCAGACAGAGGCGGCGCGUGCGCUUGUGUGGAAGGCAGCUUGGAGUAAAGAUGCGGGUCAUCGCAAUACAUUGUAUGCGUCGAUGGCAAAAACGUUAGCAUCUCGAACAGCCGUUGAGAACGCCAAUCUUGCCGUUCAAGUGUUUGGUGGGGCAGGUUUCAAUACCGAAUACCCCGUCGAAAAGUUGUUCAGAGACAGCAAAAUUUUCGAGCUUUAUGAAGGUAGUACGACCCAGUCUACAUUCACAGGAUCAACUGACCUUUGA